Molecule: messenger RNA, 8630 nt
Organism: Xyrichtys novacula (pearly razorfish)
Lineage: Eukaryota; Metazoa; Chordata; Actinopteri; Labriformes; Labridae
Source: the annotation of a GenBank genome assembly
AUGUUUUCUGCACAGGGUGUUGCUGCUUUGGUUCUUCUUUAUAAUGUGCUGUUGGUGACUGCACUGGUAAGUAUACUUACUUAUACUUACUUAUAUUUUUUUCUUGCUAAGUUACUCAAAAUUGCCGGAGUUUUACCAAUACGCAAUAGUUACUCCAUAAUUUCUGCCACAGUAUGUGGACUUUAAUCUUAUCUGAGCAAAAAAACUGUAGUUUUCGUCAUAUUUGUGUAGAUUCAUGUGAUAUACUGUGUGAAAAUUCAAACAAGCAAGGUAAAUUCUCAGUCUCUUUAGCAAGUACACCCUUCAACAAAGGGUGCUUCUUAUGCUCCAAAUUUAAACUUUUCACACCUUAGCAGCAUAUCUGACACUUUAAUAUAACCCUGAGUCAGAAAUAACACUCUAGUUCGGCCGCACUUUGGGCCAAAUAUAGAAAAUUUCAUGUACCUGUGACUUUCUUUGGAGCAAGCAUUUUGGACAUUGAUUUAUUUUGGACUAUAGGAGUAAUGCCAGCCAUUCACAAACCAGACCAGAGAUAGGACUGCCUGGCUGAGGACUAAGAAAAGUUAAGAAAAUCAAUUUCAAAAGUUUAUCUAAGAUGUCAAACAAAGGUAAUUCAGAGCCUCAAAGUAAUCGCCAUAAGGAAUGAUGAUGUGACCAUGAUGACAGACACAAAGAGAAGAGACUUAAUCAUCCUGAAAACAGUAGAACAAGAUUUACUAAGGGUCUACAUGGAGAUCCCAUUUAUCACCCUGCGAUAGAAAGCAGAAACAUCAUGACCAAAACUAAUACCUUUGUACAAGUGUAGCAGCAAGAUAAAAAGAGGGGGAACAAACUAACAGCUAUCAGUCUCCACCAUCAGCCCUCACCUGUAGUCUGAUCCCACCUCACAGACCUCCAUUAUACCACCAAACCUUUUAACCUUUCACCCGGUGGAGCGCAACCUCCCAUCUUUUCAUCUCCCCUCAGGUCGAUCUCGAGCCCGUCUUCUGACAGACUUACAACCUGCUGCUCAGUCAACCUGAAAAUCACAUUCACACCAAGCAGAGUCCUGAGAGAGUAAAUUCAAUCAGCAGACAAGCUAAUUAUUUUGUUAACACUCCCUGUCUGUCACUACAAAGGCUUCACGCUUAAAUAAAAGAGACAGAUUUCCCCUCACUGAUUUAAUUCCACUGCAUGUCUUUUCAUUUCAGGGGGUGUUUUGUUGUAAAACAGGUAGAUCAUCUUUUAGACAUCCAAAUUAAUGCUGUUUAUUCUAAAUAUCCUGAUCAAUAAUAAGUAUGUAUUUUAAAAAAGGAUGCACACAAAAACCUGAAAAAACACAUUCACAGUGUCCACCAUAUAACCACAGCGAGUGUUUAAAACAGCCCACUGUGUCUGUAUUUUCUUUGGGUAACAGUCUCCUCCAUAAAUAAAUCUCUGCAGGCACUGAUAGCUAUUCAUAACUGAAAGCUACAAUAGUGAACACACUGUGAUCCAUUGGUGGUUUAUUUUCAUGCCUCAUGCCAAGAAUGUCAGUUAUCACAUACUCAUGAACACCAUCCAUUUCAGCGGAGUUUCAGUCUGUUUAAUCAGAGUGAGAGGUUUACUUCAGCUUUUAAGGCGUGUGAGAUGACAUGGCCGGAGUAACCAGAAAUAAUACAAGUCAUUGCAAGCAGUAGCUGGUUUGAAUCCUGGUUGUAACUCUUUUCUGCACAUCCCUUUUUACACUUCAUUUUACUCCUGUGUGUCUUCAUCUAUCCUAUCUUGAAAAAGAAGGAAAGUUCUACCCUACCCAGUUUUAUUAGUCUGAUGUAGCGGUUCCUAAAGUGGGAGUGGGGGGCAGUAAGAAACUUACCAGUUGGCUUAAGUUGCAGUCUAAUAAUCUAUCUAUCAGUUUUUAGCUUGUCUUAUGGCAUUAUUAUAUUAUAUUAUAUUAUAUUAUAUUAUAUUAUAUUAUAUUAUAUUAUAUUAUAUUAUAUUAUAUUAUAUUAUAUCAUAUCAUAUUAUAUUAUAUUAUAUUAUAUUAUAUUAUAUUAUAUUAUAUUAUAUUAUAUUAUAUUAUAUUAUUAAAAGUUACUUAUUCAGUUAUUCAUUACUCUAGUCUCUGAUUAAAAUGUCUCAACUUUUGUUGGAUUGCCAUGAAACAUUGUGCAGACAUUCAAGAUCCCGGGAGAAUAAAAUCCACUGAUUUUAGUGUUCCCCUGACUGUUCUCUCAGUGCUGUUCCCAGCCCUAUUUUUAAGUGAAAUCUUGAUGGAUUGCUAUGAAACAUAAACUUUGUCUCAAAAUUGUACUAACUUUGAAAUACCCUAGAGUACAACCUAACAUAACAGGUGGCAUUACAGCAGACUUUAUGAUGAUGUUUCUCAGCUUUUUAAAAUAUCUGUUUCUCUCCUUGUACAGUCAUCAUUACUUCCUCUUGUCUCUCUCUGAUCUUUUCUGGCAGUCAAACAGUCCUCAAAUAGGUUUUUUAGUUGUUAGUUUUGCUGCUGUGUUGUGAAAUAAACACACGAAAACAAAGCCACCUGUGUUUAAUAAGGCUCUCAAUAGCAUGGCUGAGGUGGCCCUGAGAGCCCCUUGUAGACACGCAGCUUCACUUUGAGAGCAAAGAAAGGGGUUGGCAAGGGAUCAUGACAUACUGCACCCACACACAACUAUUUCACAACACCUGGAGGGAGCACAUCAGAUGGCCGACUGUGUUUGCACUUGACAGAUCGCCUAAAAUGGAAAGAGACUUCUGAAAGACAUGACAAUAAAAUUCAUGAUGUAUGUGUGGCGCUUAAAGAUGGAGGUAUGUAAGGAUGGUAUGCAGGGUUAGUAGCCUAUAAAAUGAGCUAUGGAUCUAAAAAAUAUACAUUAAUAGGCCUGAAUGACACAUUAAACUUGAGUAUUACUUAAGCCAAGCAUCAGAGGAAAGCAUUUAUCAUGUAGAGCCAUAAAAUGAAGUCGCAAACCUUAUAAUGUAGUUUAAGUAAAUUAGCAGAAAGCUGUCUGAUUGUACAGGAUAAAAAAAUAUCCAAAAUCAACUUGGAUUUCCUUUUUUGCAUGUGUUAUUACAUAAAGACAUGCAGUACAGGGUGAUUUAGGCACUCAGAGUGGUACUUCUUAUCUCUUUGCUUAUCCUGUCCUUUACAUGACUUAGAAGAGUUUUCUGAUGCUGUAAUCGUGUGGUCUGACACCUGACAACCCUUAUAGCAGUUGCAGGCUUUAAGAACUUGAUAAUAGGAAAUAUAAGCCUUGUUGAGGAUGGUCUUGUUUGCUUUUAAAGGUUAUAUGGAGGCAUCAGUGUUUAUAUAAUCAUGGCCAGCUGAAAACUCCUCACUUGAGCUUUAAAGGACAGUCAAAUGAACUUUCUUCUUACCGUAUAGUCAAAUACAUACACUAUGCUGGACCUUCUUUUUUUUUUCAUUGUCUUAUCUCAUUUUCAUCCCCUAGAUAGACUCUGAUGAUGUCAUCACACGAGACGAGCAGAUUUACGUUUUGAUUGGAGCUCACGCCAAAUGUGAACGAAGCAUCAAGGCACAAAAGGCCCUUGCUAAAGGUUUGUCUGCUGUAUUUGAUUGUUUAAUUUUCUAAUGUCUACCCCAUGAAUGUUAGAUCAUCCCUGAGGAGGUUCAAUAAACCCUGGUUUCGUAGGUCAUGUCACAUGGUCUUUCCAUAGUUUGAAAUAUAUAAAUUAAUGCUUUGUAUGAAUAUUUGAUUUAAGAAAAACAAAAUUAGCUUCCCUUGUCAGCAUGUCUAGAGUUCGAGCUGAAAAACACCAGAGGUCGGUGAGUGCACAUCCAUUUACAUAACCAGAAAUGCUUUAUAUUCCAUCCACUAUUUAUGCAGGAUCAGAUAUAACACCCAUCCAAUAUCCUGCUUACAAGUAUCUCUGUCAUAACACCAAUGAAUUCAGGUGUAGACAAUGGCUGUACACUUCUAAUUCAGAUCAUUACGCAAGAGCUGAUCAUUUGCAACAAUGGUUUAUUUUUAGGAAGAAUUUUGUCUGACUGAGCCACGAUCUGAAGAGUCAAGAAAGCAGGAAAGUGAACAGUCAUAAUAGAUUAAAUUUUGGCAGGUUAUAGAAUUGGUUAAAAUUGAUCAUUUUUAGGGUCCCUUUGGGGGAGUGCUCCAUCAUGCCAUAGGUUCUGCUGGAUUUCUGCUGCAGAUGUUUUGCUGCUGUGGACACACCUGCUCCAGCCGUUUCAACGAUAUGCAUCACUCUCACCUCUGUCUAUUUCUGUCUUUCUUCCUCUCCCUCUAUCCCCUCUCUAAGCCCAGCACCGAAGCUGCAGAUGACUGUCUUACAUGAGUCUGGUUCUGCUCAAAGUUUCUGCCUAUAGAAAGAAGUUUUUCCUCUCCACUGUAACCUGCUUAAUGCUUCAAAGAGUUUCUCUCAUGUGACUGAAGAUGGAAUGGGAGUGGGUCUGAUCUUACAAGAUGGGACCAAAUCUUAUCCCAUUUUUACUCUAGGUCUUUGUAUAUAGAGUCUGGUCUAGAGCAGCUUUUUUUGUUAAGCGUGUUUGGAUAACACUUGUGAAUUGCUGCUGUGUAAAUAAAGAUUGAUUGAUUGAUUGACUUUAAGAGCUACAAAUAUAAAAAUUUCUAUAUAGUUAUUAUAUACAGUUACUGCCACAUUUAAAAGCUAAAACUACUGUAUUGUCUUGGCUUUUCUAUGGUGUUCACUUAAUUGAAAACAUCCAAUGCAUUAAUGUGACAUAAUAAUAGAUGUACUAAGUACUCAAGCUACGAUCCUGAUAAUCCUUGGCACUAUACAGCUGGAUUGGGUGAAAUCCAACACACUGGCCAGUCAGACUUCGUGUUACCCAAUACUCAAAAUCAAACAGUCAGAGUCACAAAAAGACUCCUGGGCACAGACUCAAAGAGCACAGGGCUCACUGGUCCUGUGUCUACAGACAGCACUAAAAUCCAUCCAAAAAAAAAACUUAAAGUGUAACUUCAUGAAGCUGUUUUUCUGUCUUAUUUGUGAAGAUGGUGAGUGUAACCCAGAGUGGGACGGGAUCAUCUGCUGGCCUCGGAGCAGAGCUGGUCAGUUGGUGUCUGUGCUGUGUCCAGAAUACAUCUAUGACUUCAACCACAGAGGUAUGAGGGCUGAGGAGACAGUUACAUGCAGUGUUAGAAAAAUGAAACUUUGACUUUGUCUGUCUGUAAUAUCCAAUAACACAGGCCGAGCCUAUCGCCAGUGUGACACAUCAGGGAACUGGGAGCAGGUUCCCAGUAUCAACCGGACAUGGGCCAACUACAGCGAGUGCACCACAUACUUGACCUCCAACCAUAGGAGACAAGAAGAGGUAUAACAUUUGUGUUUGUUGGCUGUGCACAUUGUUAAUAGGUAUAGGAUUUUGCUGGUGUUUGUCUUUAAGGAAAAGUAUGUUGUGUCUCUAAUACUCUGAGCAUGUUUUUGUUCUGCCCCAGAGGGUGUUUGAAAGGCUGCAUCUCAUGUACACUGUUGGAUACUCCAUUUCUCUUGCAUCUUUGUUGGUGGCCGUCUCCAUCCUCUGCUAUUUCAAGUACGAAACAAAAAAACUUACUAAAAGUUACUAUUUGUGGUUCAUGUUCAUAGUUUCGGUGUAAGACACUGAUACCCGUUCUACUCAAAGAUACAAACCUCAUCUUUUUCUCUCCCCCAGGCGUCUGCACUGUACUCGUAAUUACAUCCACAUUCACCUCUUCACCUCAUUCAUCUGUCGAGCUGUCAGCAUAUUCGUCAAGGACGCUGUUCUCUACAACAUAUCUGGUGACAGCAACGCUGAGCUCGAGUACACUGCACAGAAGCCCCAUAUGGUGAUCCAUCUUUUUUAGAUAUUCCUAAGUAUUUUCUUCAUUUUGUCAUGUUGGUGUAUAUAUUUUAGAUGAAAUUUAAUGUUCUUUGAAGAAGUUUUUAGAAUGACACAUUUAAUAUUGUAAAAAAGGUUUAAUGAUGAGAAAACAACAAUCAAGUCAACAAAAACAAAACAAUUUUUACAUUCGGGUGAUGAUACACUUUUUUAAACAUUCUAAGUAAUGUUUUAUUGAAAUUACUAAAUUUCUUCUGCUAACUGCUGCUAACUGCUCCUAAAUACUGCAUACUGCACCUUUAAGGAAUCAAAGGAAGUCAAGGCAAAAGUCCUCAGCGAGUUAUACUUGGUUUGCCAUGAGUUUACUUUAGACAAUAACUUAGGUGUAGAGACAACAUGAAACAUUGGGCUAACUUCCAGGAGCUCCUCCUUGUUGUUAGGCAACCCUGCAACUAUGACACAAUCUUGAUUUUAAUUUAAACUGCAGAAGGUAAUAUACUGAAUGAUAAAUUUGUUUCCUUGGGAAGGUGUUAUCUGUUUUUUCACCUCCCCCGUCUUUAAGCACAGACAGGAGAUUGGCUUCAAAUAUGGAUUCCUAAUUAUCUUCUUCUUGGUCCUCAGGCUGGCUGUAAAGUUGCUGUCACUUUCUUCUUUUACUUCCUGGCAACCAAUCAUUACUGGAUCCUGGUAGAGGGGCUGUACCUCCAUAGCCUCAUCUUCAUGGCCUUCCUCUCCGACAAGAACUACCUAUGGGCCCUGACUAUCAUCGGCUGGGGUAAGCAGCCAUACACUCUGUUGUCACGAACAAGCAAACACCUUUAAAACAGAUGUACAGUUUCCAUAACUUAUAACUCACUGGUUUCAGGUGUUCCCGCUGUGUUUGUGUCCAUUUGGGUCAGUGCACGAGCAUCUCUGGCUGACACCCAGUGAGUCAUGUUUUGUUUUUAACUAUCUAAUAUUAACACAACUAUUAUAUCAUAGACUACUUUAACUCUUGUGUUUCUGCUUUCAGAUGUUGGGACAUCAGUGCAGGAAACCUGAAGUGGAUUUAUCAAGUUCCUAUUCUGGCAGCUAUUGUUGUAAAACCACUACAUUUUUGUAACACAGAAGUUUAACACUAUUUGACAUUUGGGUGGCCUUACUGUUCACUUCUACCUCUGCAGGUGAAUUUCCUUCUCUUCCUCAACAUAAUACGUGUUCUGGCCUCUAAACUGUGGGAGACAAACACUGGUAAACUGGAUCCUCGCCAGCAAUAUGGGUAACUAAUUAAAUACCCUUGAAAACAAAAACGAACAACUCGCUAUUCCUCCCAUACGUUUUAUUUUUUGAUGGUUGAAUGUACCCAAAGAUUAUGCAAAAAAAUACAUUCAUAUCUCCAUAAAGUCUAGGAUAUGUUGUGCUUUUCUGCAGGAAGCUGCUGAAGUCCACUUUAGUCCUCAUGCCCUUGUUUGGAGUUCACUACAUGGUGUUCAUGGCUCUGCCGUACACUGAGGUGACCGGGCUGCUGUGGCAGGUGCAGAUGCAUUAUGAGAUGUUCUUCAAUUCAUCUCAGGUCAGAAAAUCUUUAUUAACUCUACACACGUGAUUUACUAUUGAGAUGAACUCACACCACUAUGUUUAUAACACUUUCAAUAAAAAGUACAAGAUUUAAGAAAGAAUUAUUACAAAACAUAAAGGCAGGUUUUGUGCUUUAUUUGUUUUUAGUUUUCAGUGAAUCCGAAUAUCCAAAUGAGUGAUAUGUUCCAACCAAUGACUGAUAUAGGUAAUACACUUGAAGAGAGUUAAAUGUGUAGAUCAUGGUUUAAUGUUUGCAUGAAAAAAUUUACCAACAUUCGAGAGCUCGACAUCUUAUUUAAAGCUCCAGUGAGGAACUUUUGGUUUGUGUCAAUUUUGGCGCCCCCUGUGGACAAAGCAGAUGAUUAAGCAUUAUUAUUCCACAAAAAAAAAAAAAAAAAAAAACAUCAUUCUGACUUUUGACAGUCAUUUCUGUCAUUAAUAGUAAAUAUUUUAUCUAAAAGUUGUAAAAUCCCAGCUUGGCUGACACCUACCUCCUCCCACAGAUUUUAGGUAUUGAAAAUAAUAAUAUAAAAAUCAUCACUCUUGCCUCUGAUGUUCUUGUUUGCUUUUAUAUAUCAUAAAAAGGGAGUUAAGUUGGCCAAUGGUUAAGCAGCAAAUAAUUGUCUUAACUGCUUUAAGGAUCAAUUAUCCUUUCUAAAAUAAUUUACAAAUAUAUACAAAUUGUUCUCUUAAGUGAUGUAAUUUUUGUGUUUUCAGGGCUUUUUCGUGGCAUUCAUUUAUUGCUUCUGCAAUGGGGAGGUAAUAAUUCUUUACAUAUUUAACUUUGAAGUGGACUUUAAGUGGGAAUUCUCAAGAAAACUGGGAAUCUCUGUUUUCUCCCUCCUGUUGCUAGGUGCAGGCAGAGGUAAAGAAGGCAUGGUUAAGACGCAGCCUUGCGCUGGACCUCAAACAGAAAGCGAGGAUGACCAGCAGCGGUGGAGGAGGCAGCUGUUACUACGGCGGCAUGAUGUCUCACACCACCACCUACAGUGUCAGUCUGUCUGCUGCCAAUCCAAGAAACCCCUCCUUCACGUCUGCUGCAGGACCAGGCAUCAAGCCACCACGCCAGAGCUCCCUCCAGCUCCCUAACACCCUGCCCGGAUACAUGCCAGGUGAUACUGAAACCAUCAAUCCCAAACAGGAGUCAGUUUUGCGGAAACCAGCAGGGACUGAGUCUGGAGUUAUCGCUCGUCAUACCAAGGCCAGCAAAGGGAAUAAUGAGUCCAAAAGUCAUGGAGCAUCUUCAGCACACACUCGUGUGGCAGAAGAGUCGGAAAGCAGCUCAUCUUUCAAAGAGCUGGAGACCAUCCUGUGA